CGGGAGCGGGGCCCGGUCGCGCCCCGGGGAGCGCUGCGGAGCCGGGGCCGGCGUGCGGAGGCGGCGGGUCGCGGGGCUGCCCGCCCCGGCGGGCGAGGAGCGGGGGCGGACGGACAGCCCUUCCCGCCGCGCGGCCGGGGCGGGGCUCGAGGCGGGCUACCUGCGGCGGGCCCCGCUGGCCCGGCCCGGCCCGGCCCGGCGAGGCGCGGCCGCUGUGUGGAGGCGGCGCGGGCGCGACGGCGGGUCCCGCUGAGGCAGGGCGGCGGCGGGCGGCAGCAGCAGCAUGAAGGUUAACCUGGGCGUCCUCUCCCUCCUCGUGGCCCUGGUAGGAGUUUCAAGCUUCGUCGCCCUCGUGGUGGCCAUCGCGACGGACUUCUGGUACAUCAUCGAUGCCUCCAAGCUGGAGGCGUCCCGUAACGGCACGGACGCCCUCAGCUCCCACUCGGGUCUGUGGCGGACCUGCGGCGUGAGAAGCAAAUGUUACCCCUUGAUAAACCCCUUCUGGCACGAGAACACAAACGUCACUGGUUCACACAGACAGCUUUUGUACAUGCACGGAACAUUUGUCAUCCUGAUGCCCCUCAGCCUGAUAUUGAUGAUUUUUGGAGGAAUGGCUGGAUUCAUCAGUAUUCUUGCCAGGGCCUACCUACUGCUUCUAAUGACAGGACUGCUUUUUCUUUUUGGAGCUCUUGUUACACUUACUGGGAUCAGUGUCUAUAUUGCAUAUUCAGCUGCUGCCUUCAAAGAAGCUGUCUGCCUCCUGAGGAGUAAGGAUCUCCUGGUAGAAAUAGACAUCAGGUUUGGCUGGUCACUGGCACUAGUCUGGAUCUCCUUUGUCACAGAAGUGCUCACUGGAGCUGUGUUUCUCCUGGCAGCAAGAGUUGUGGGUCUGAAACAGCGACAUGAACAGGCAUUAUGAACAACAGAUCUAUUCUACAAUUUAUAUGAUGCUUUUGAAGUGCCCGUGUCACAUGUGGUAGGUAUUUAUAAGAUACUUAUGCAGCUACGAUAGAAAAUACUCAAGUGAUCAAAUCUAAUAUGGAAAGCCAAUGAAUCAGUUAUUGAAUUAGAGGAAUUCUUAUUUCCAUGGCUUUCCCAAAUUUCUUAUUCUGGCUUCCUGCAAUAUCUGACACAAUGACAAUAAAGAGUAUCUCCUGCUUCUGAGUAUUUGUAUAACCCCUGAAUUUCUUUGAAA
Messenger RNA from Phalacrocorax carbo (great cormorant), 1195 nucleotides. NCBI's taxonomy places the organism in Eukaryota, Metazoa, Chordata, Aves, Suliformes, Phalacrocoracidae. The record is from RefSeq and is a predicted model, not a curated record.